This is a messenger RNA of Sphaeramia orbicularis (orbiculate cardinalfish), 1431 nucleotides long. RefSeq names its product nerve growth factor b (beta polypeptide) (gene ngfb). The transcript has 3 exons. NCBI's taxonomy places the organism in Eukaryota, Metazoa, Chordata, Actinopteri, Kurtiformes, Apogonidae. The record is from RefSeq and is a predicted model, not a curated record. Gene Ontology annotation, molecular function: nerve growth factor receptor binding; growth factor activity. Gene Ontology annotation, biological process: nerve development; positive regulation of peptidyl-serine phosphorylation; modulation of chemical synaptic transmission. Bases 296 to 901 code for a protein of 201 amino acids. Gene Ontology annotation, cellular component: synaptic vesicle; axon; dendrite.
CAGAAGCGUUUGGGAUAAGUGACCACAAAUGUGUUCUAUCUCCUUGGCAUGUUGUGGAAUUGGACACAAACUGGAAUAUAUUUGACUGAUCCUUGGAAAUCUUGUGUUGCUGGAGAGAAGAGAGCUUUUGCAGAGAGCUGGAGAGCGGAGGUAGAGGAGGGUGGAGGUGUACUGGAUGGGGGCUACAGUCGGGCCUGAUGGCAGGAGACCAGAACACAGUGAGCUCUAAUCACAUCCUCUAGGAGCCACCGGGGUGCCACAGUUCACUAGGAGACACUGAAAAGGUCGUGUGCCCAUGAGGUCGUCUAUGCUGGCCCUGCUCCUCUUCUUUAGUGCCCAGGCUGUGGCCACCACAGGAGGAGACUCGUGUGCCACCAGGACCACACAGCAGCAGGAUUCGGACCACAACCACAACACCGUCCCCACAGUGGACCCCAAGCUCUUCAACAAGCGGCGCUACCGUUCACCCAGGGUGCUCUUCAGCGCUCAGCCCCCUGAUGCGGAGCCGGCGGAGUCACAGGGUGGCAGCAGAAGGACCCGUAGAAGAGCUGGGGGGUCUCUGCACCGCGGGAUGUACUCGGUGUGUGAGAGCAUCAGCGUCUGGGUGGGCAACAAAACCAAAGCCACAGACAUCUCAGGAAAUGAGGUGACAGUUCUGCCAGAUGUAAAUAUCAACAAUGUCAACAAGAAGCAAUAUUUCUUUGAGACGACAUGUCACAGCUCGCGCUCAGGUGGCUCGGGCUGUUUAGGAAUCGACGCAAAACACUGGAACUCCUACUGCACCAACUCACACACUUUUGUACGAGCGCUGACUUCUUUUAAGAACCUGGUGGCAUGGAGACUCAUACGCAUUAACGUGGCCUGUGUGUGUGUGCUCAGCCGCAAGUCAUGGCGGCAGUGAAGAAAUUACCGGCACAUCACACAAACAAACUCUCUCUCAGUUAAAUACAGAACAUAACACUCAUACAUGCCACACAGACAUGCAGAAAGUGGUGUUUUCUGUAGAAAUCCUCACCAAAGAUUUAUCACACCCUGCACAAAGUAAAUUAUUGGUGUAUGUCAAAGUAUCAGGACUGCAUGUAUAUAUACACCAGGCCUGGGUCAAAUUGUAUCUGCAGUUAAUUUGUAGGUAUACUUCUAAUGGAGAACCAAGCUUUAAGAAGCUGCUGCGUCACAUGCUAUCUGACUUUGAUGACUGUGGUAAACGUCUGGUUCACCUUGUCGAGCCUUAAAAUUCAGCUGCAUGUAAAGAAGGGCUGAACAAUGUAAGAAUAUACAGCUCUGGAAACAAAUAAGAGAUCACUGCAAAAUUAUUACUUCCUCUGAUUUGACCAUUUAUAAGUAUGCAUUUGAGUAAAAUGAACAUUUUUGUUUUAUUCUCUAAACUACCAACAACAUUUCUCCCAAAUUCCAAAUAAAAAUAUUGCUAUU